GCAAAAUCGAUUAGCUGUCAAAUUCGAAAGAGUUUUUUGUGUUUAAAUAAAUGCUUGCAAUUCAACAAACUACCGUUGACAGCAGUUGCGUGAUGCAGUGUUGAAUAAAGCAGAACAAAGCAUGGAGCAAUACUUGAGGAAAUCAAAGAGGUCAAUUGAUGAAUUGUCAGACGAGUGCCAAAUCCAUGUUGUCAUUGGUAACGAGGCAUGUGACCUAGAUUCAGCUGUGUGUGCCCUUGUGUAUGCAUAUUACCUAAACCAGAAAUCGGAUAACAUAGUUGUCCCAGUUCUAAAUAUAGCAGCCAGUCAGUUCAGAUUGAGGACAGAAACCACCUAUUUCUUCAGCAAAUUAGAAAUCCCCACAGAGAGCCUCAUUUUCAAUGACCAAUUGGAUUUGAGAAUACUUCACAAACAAGGGAGGCUACUUCUAACUCUUGUGGAUCUUAAUUGUCUCCCUUCAAAAGAUGAAUACUUGGAAGACUGUGUUGUCUCAGUUAUUGACCAUCAUGUCCGAGAAAGGGCAGAAAAAGAAGGAGUCACAGUAAAGCUUGAUUUUGUGGGAUCCUGCAGUACUCUGGUGGCUGAAGAGCUCUUGGAUGAUCCAGACUUCCUCUUGGAUAAAAUUGUUGCAGAGCUUCUCUAUGGGACAAUCUUGGUUGAUACUAUAAAUAGAUCACCGCAGGCAGGGAAGGUAACUCCGCGAGAUGAGGCUGCACUGGGGAGAUUACUUCCCUUCAUUCCUGAUAUAAAGGGAGGCAACUUGUUUAAACAACUGCAGGCUGCAAAAUUUGACAUCAGCGGACUGUUAAACAUGGAGAUCUUAGAAAAGGACCUGAAGAUGGUGACAGGCGCGACUAUGAACAUCGCCAUGUCUUCUGUCACUAUGGAUAUGCAGGAACUCUUGUCAAGGCCUGGUUUCCAUGACGACGUGGACAAGUUCUGUGAACAACAGGGGGCCAAGGUUGUUGUCAUUAUGACGCUGGUAAAUGACGAAAAUGACGUGCCCAGUCGUCAAAUUGCUGUGUACUCUAAGAAUAGGAUCUUUAGGGAUCAGAUUUCUGACACUUUGGAUAACGCCCCCGAUGUUGAUCUAGAACUUGAACUUUUGACCCCGCCAUUUCCCGAUCUCUCAGUUUUCAACCAGACCAAUGUCACAGCCUCGCGUAAACAGGUCAUGCCGAUUUUGAAAUCAUUCUUACAUGGUGAUCUCACUCCAGAUGUCUCGAGCAAGGAAUUUGUGACUCAAACGUCCGUAGCCAUGACUACAGAAGGGUUUAGCCAUUUGGAAAUGAGUGAUUCAAUGUCUAACAAUACUGCAACAAAAACAAAAGGCGUGGUGUUUGAUUUGAAUUUCUCUACAAGUAGUGAGGAAAGUAAGGGUCCUAGCUUCGAAGAGUCCAGUCCAGAACACACUGGUGAUUUGACAAUGGAUAAUUUUGGUGAAAAGUCGGAAACUGCAACCGGUCAUGUGACAAUGAUAAAACUGGGUGAAACGUCCGAAGUUACCCCACCAUUUUCGGUCUCAAAUGUGAAAAGUAAGGCAUAUACAAAUGUAAACCAGUCUCGAACUGGGGAAGUUGUCUCUGGGAAGGAUAACACAUCAAAUAAUUUUUUGUCGUCUGCAAAUUCAAGUAACCUGUUGGACUUUGUGUUGUCAGAUAGCGAGUUAGUUGAUCCGUUUAGUUCUGUGGACUCGUUUAAUGCAAAUGUAAGUGAUAGUCCAAAAUCUUUUAAAGUAGAGAAAAGUGAAAUGGAACCAAAGAAAGAUCAAUUGCCCCAAAGUGAGGAAUGUGACCUAGAGAAGAGUUUGGAACCCAAAGAAAAUGAAGGAAAUGAAGAAAAGAAAAAUCCAUUCUUCAAUGUUGAGUCUACAAAUGAAAAUGUUUCUACCUCGCUGUCAAGUGCUCAAAAUUUAAACCUGAUCAAUGACGAUCCAAACAACCAAAAUUACUCUCCAAUCGAUUUAUGGAGUGAUACAAAUACAAACAUUCAGAACGAGCAAAAUCCACUAGACUUCAACACAAAUGCUUCCGAAUUUGUGAAGAUAGAUUCGGCAAGUCAAUUUAGUGAUACCGCUAAAACAAAUUUUAUUUUUGAUAGUUUUAAUGCUGAAAAUGACGACAAGAGCGAGAGUGAAAGUCAAGAAGAUCUUUUAGGCGUUAGUACGUUAACAGUGAGUGGGCACCCUCCAACAGUUAAAUCUGUCAGUCUUAUCGUUGAAUGUGAUGCACAUUCGCAAGCAGACAAUUUAGCUGAGCUUGAUGAAUCAGAAUUUUUUGACAAGGUCUCUACACCUGACCAGUUUAACUCUGGUGAAAAUAGUCCCUUUGUGAAUUCGGGAAUUAGUACGCCAUUUGAGCUAAGUUCUGAAUACCAUUCGCGAACAGUAUCCGAGUCUGGUCCUGUUCCACCUAAUAGCGUUAUGGAUCGUGGAUUUGAAGAUUUGUCUCAGUUUGAUCACGACUUGCCAAGUUUUAAUAGUGCGGAAAUGGUUCAAAGGAUUAACAAAAAAAGAGCUUCAGUAGGUCAGGUGCUUAACGCUUUAAAUCUUGAAAAUCAGGAACUUAGUGACGGAUCUAGUACACCGUAUACGCCACAGAAUAGUUUCCGAGAUGAUCUGGAGGGGCUUACGCGUGAUAGGAGUUUACCAAGUUUGAAUAAUUCAAGUAUGUUGGAAAAGGUACAGAAAAAGCGUGAUUCUCUGGGAGAUCUGUUAGACCAAGACCAAUCCGAAUCGACUGAACUUGAUUUCGAACAGCUGAAAACUAAUAAACCUGGGAAUCCAUUUGGAGAUUUCACUGAUGGUGACGUUCUUAUGUCAAGUGCUGGAUUCAACGAUGCUAAGGUUAUAAAUCCAUUUAUCGUCAUCGAUGAUGAAAAGGAUUUAGAACAAAUUGAUUCGCUUGAUCACGUUCCAUUUACUCCAGUAAAUACGUUUGUUGAAAGAAGUGGUGAAGAGUUCAUGAAACAAAGGAAUUCUUUGACUGAUCCAGAACUAAUUGAUAAAUUAAAUGAAUUGAAAUCCAAAUCUGAUGAAGAUUUAGAGAAGGGAACCAAUCCCUUUGAAACUUCUGUGUCAGAUGACUUUCAUGAUGGGAACCAGAAUGUCCAGACUGGUUCACAAGAUUUGUUAGAUAUUUUUGGUCCAGUGGAUGGUGAAAACCUGACGCAGUCUACAAAUUUGAAUCCAUUUUUGAAUAUGGGUGAAAACCCCGCAAAUUCAGUUCAAAGAAGUGAUUUGGAAGACAUAUUUGGAUUAGAAAGUCCUGAAAAUGACAAUAGUGUUCUUUUAGACAAAAUGUUAACACAAGCAAACCAAGAAGCAGCAGAAGCUGUUGCCAAUAGCGUCUCCAAGGAAAUUAUUGGAACAACUUUGGAGACAUUUCCAAAUAUGACCAAUCCCAAAGUGGCUAGUGGGGUUGCCAUGGAGAUUUUGAAAAUGGAGACUUCUGAUUGGACAAAGCAGGUUUCAGGGGAUUCUGGGAUUGAUUCAAGUGACUCACCACAGCAAGCUCACGGUGCAAGCCACGGACACAUUGCAUCGAAACUCUGCCAAGAUUUAUCGAUUGAGACCGAUUAUUUGCCAAACAUGGAUCCUCUCCAUGGGAGCCUCAACAUGAUAUCAUCAUCGGAUGCAUCUGGUUUCUCAAAGUCGAUAGAGACCGAUGCUGAUAAAGAGGUCGUUGAAAGCGAAUCAUUCCGAAAAAUCAGUGGAAAUGAAGGCGAUUUUCAAAUCUUAAAACAAUUGUCUGAACCACUCAAGGAAAAAACUGAUAUUGAAGACACCAUCAAAGAAAUGAUAAUUAAAGAAAACAUGGAACAGGCUGUUAAAUCUAUUGAAUUCUCUGAUGUUGCCGAAUCUGACACUGUUGAAAAUGAUGCAGAAAUUAGUAAAAAAACUGAUAUGGAAAAUAAGAUAAAUGAAGUGGAAAAUGAGGAUGAUGAUAAUGGUAAUAAACUUGGUUCGAGAGAUGAUGAAAUGGAGGAAAAAAAUGAUGGAAUCAGUGCCACUCUAGAAGAAAUAACAGAAGAUGAAGAAAGUGGAGGUGGAAUGAAUGAUGAAGUGAGUGCACUGGACAGUGAGUUUAAAACAAAUGUUGGAGGCUUUGCAAAAACGGAAAUUUUUGUACAAGAAGCAACUGAUUCUGAUGAUAGUUUUCCAGAGAUGGUUACUACAAGUAUUCAAACUGAUCCAACAGGUGAUGGUGUGCAUAAAUCAGCUGGUAGUGAGUCUAAAUCCAUUUCUGAAAAUGUCAGUGAUUCUAUUGAAGAUAUAAAACUUAAGUCAGAAGAGAUAGCUGAGGAUGUAGAAUUAAGAUUGGAAGAUGAACUUGAAGAAACACAAAAUGUGGAUGUCAACCCAAUAUCAGUUUCUGAAAAAGGCAUAGAUGUUAUUGAAGAUGUAGCUUUAAAAUCAGAAAAGAUAGAUGAGGAUGGUGAUUUAAAAUUGGAAGACAAAAUUGAAGAAACACCAAAUGCUGAUAGUGAUUUUAAAUCUGUUUUUGAAAAAGUCGAUGUUACUGAAAAUGUGGAAUAUAAAUCAGAAGAAAUAGCUGAAGAAUCCGAAAAUGAUUUUGAUUUAGAGUCUGAAAAUGAUUUAGAAGUAUCAGAUAAUAAAGAUGAAGACACUAAUAAGGUUCAAAUGCUAAUUGAUUUCAAUGCAAAUGAUGAAAUGGGAGCAGUUGUGCCAAAUGAGUAUGAAGACAAGAACUAUUCAAGGGCAAACAUUCUUGUGCAGCAGGCUACUUAUUCGUUAGAAGAACUAGGUGAUUUUCUUGAAAACACUGAAAAACAGCUUGAUCUUAAACUAGACAAAACAGACAAUGCAUUAUCUUGUGACUCUUCACCUGAAGAGAGUGCUGACAAUUAUAGCAAGUCACUUGGAGCAGAGGUUACAAAUGCAAAAGAAAACGUCAUAGAAUCAGGAACAGAUUUGCUUGACUUCAGUUUGCCAGCAUCUGAACAUGCUCAAGAAGGUAGAAUGAGCACUGAUGGAGACAAAUAUGAUACUGGUCUCACUGCUUCUAUAUUUGGAACAUUGCAAGAGGAUAAUGUGCCUGAGAGUGAUGUUAAAGCAGACACUGAAGAGUGCAAAUUUGAUCAAAAACUGGCUGGUGACGUUUGCAUGAGGGUAGACCCAAAAUAUGUUCAAAGUGAAGAGCAAAAAGAGGAAAAUACUGUAACAGAUGGUUUGGUUGAUUUAUCUGAACUCAACAUUGAAAAGGACUCAGAAAGUAUGAUUGAGGAAGAUGAUGCUGAAGAGUCUGUGGAAUUCAGUGUAAAUCAUAUAGAGUAUAAUGAAAAUGUACAAAGCACUAAAAAUGGUGUGGGGAGUAACACUGUAGAUGAUGAAACAGAUAUCAAAACCAUUGGCUAUAACAACGACACUGGGAUUACUGAAAAUGCAGAUGAUGAAACAAAUAGCUUUGGUAACAAAAUAAAAGACAAUGUGGAAGAGGGUUCUGAAGAAACAAAUCUAAUAGACACUAAACCAAUUGGCACUAAAAAUGAUGGAGAAAUUAUUACCAAUGCAGAUGUAUUAUUGGAUGUUGACAAUGACAUGGAUGUUCACAGAGAGCAAACAGAAGACGAUACUGCUGUAUCAAAUCUAGUAGAAAACCAAUCACAAUAUAUAGCAACUGAAGAUACACUGAUGGAAAGAAAUAGCAUAAGCCCUGAUCCAAGCAGCUAUUUUGGCUCAACCUCAGAGAGUGAUACAUCAGAAUUAGUAACUGUUAGAGAAAAUGUUGAAAAUUUGACAGCAAUUAUCCCAGCUGAAUCAGGAAAACCGAAGCAAAGCCUAAACUUGAUCGAAACUUCUAAUAGUUAUGACAAUCUUGGAUUUAAUGAAACUGAUGAUAAUGAAAAUCUUGAUGAUGGUACAGAACUGAGAUUGGUGAAUUCAGGGGCUAUAUCAACUUCCGAACUUGAUAUGUUUUUAAAGAGUUCAGUGGAUGACAAUGAUGCACUGAAUGUGUUGUCCACAUCGGAAGCAGACAAUGGUAAACCAAAGGAAGUGAUAACUGAUAAUACUCUAGAUGCAGUCAACAAUUUCAACAGUGGUGCUAGUAACGCUUUGGAUGAUAUGUUUGGUUUUGGCAAUAGCGAAGAAAUUAUACAAAGUAAUCAGCUGAAGCAUGACGGGAGGCUGGAGACUGAUGUAGCAAGCAAUAGUGAAGGAAUAGUUCAAACAUCAGGUACUGAUAACAACAUAAUUAUCAUUGAUGGCCUUAUGACAGAAAGUGCACAGACAGUCCAAAGUGAGUCUUCAGUAGAAACUCCCAACGAAGAUCAUGGUAGUGGAUUUUAUGAAGUAAACGAAGAAAGUGAACAGAUAGAUGAUGGAACUCAAUGUAUGACAAGUUCAGCGUAUGAGACAAACUUAAGAGAAAAUGAAACUGGAUUUUAUGAAAUCAACUAUGAAAAUGGUGGUGAUUUUCCACCAACUGUACAGACAAUUGAUGACUUUGCAGGCCAGAAAACAGUUGAAAUUAUAUCAGAAAUUGUACCUGCUGACUUAAUGAAUGCUAGCACAGCUACAGUUGGAACUGUUUCUUCAGUAGAGACUCCGGAUGAAGACUAUACGAAAGGUUUCUAUGAUUUUGGAAAUAAUGAAAAUGAUGGAUUUGAUGAAAAUGAUAAAUCUUUUGAUUUUAAAAAGGUAACAUUGAAGACUGGCCCAGGGAUGCCCCAGAUAAGUAUUGAUCUGGCCUCAAGUGUUGAAAACAGCAGCAUUUCUAAUGAAAGUGAACAAGAUGGUUUCUAUGAAGUAGAAGCUGAAUACAUGAGUGGAGUUACAACUGAAGAUGAUAGGCUUGCUGAUGAUGAAGCUGAAUAUGAUAAUAAAGAGAACGUUGAGCCUGAUAAUACAAAAGGAACAGGUGAAUCAAGAAGCUCAGUAAACUCAACGGGAUUUUCAGUUAAUAGUGAUGACAUGGAUAUAUCUAAUGUUGGAGCAGGAGGAAUUGACAAUGAAAUUGAUAGAGUGACUGAUAUUGCAAGAAAAAGAGCUGGAAUGUUUCAGGCACUAGAUGCAGAGAUUCAGGGAACGGUUCUUCAAAAUAUAGAGAAAGGCAAUGCUUUCUCUCCAAUAGAAAGUCCUAGUGAAGAAGUGUUUGAUAUUGGAUAUGAGAUUAACCCAAUGAUUCCAGAUGUGAAACCUGAAUCUGGUUAUGAGGAAGAUGAUGAGGAUGAUGAUGAAGAUAAAAGGAUGAUAAUGCCUAAACCUUUCGUGAGGUUUGCUGAUGAUGAAAGGGGUAUUAAUGAGUUCAAUCAUGAAGCCUUAGAAGGUAUAGCAGAUGAUUUGGUCAGUGUUGCAUUUCGUGAUGCUUUAGGGGAAUUCAAAUCUGCUGAACCAGUGGAAGAACUGAGUGUUGAAAGGAAUGAUAAGAGCACAGAAAAUGUUGAAGAACAGAUUAAUAAGGUGGCAGAUACUAUGGUAAAUGAAGCAAUAGCAAGUGCAACUGAAAUUUAUCUUGAGAUGAAGCAAACUGAACAGAUUGAAGAAGAAAUUACUGAUGCAAUGAAUGAUAUUGUUCCAACGCUAGAAGAUGAAUCCAGCGACUCUGACGCAAGCUCUACAACAACUGAGGGUAGCUAUAGGAUAAAUAUAUCUGAAGAUAUAUCUCCUGUUCUUUCCCCUGACAAAGAUGUGACAGAAACAACUGAAGCAGAAACUACUGGUUUGAUUGAUGUUCCUUCCCCGGAUGAAUUGACAUCGCCGUGUGAUGAAACAUCAAUGGAAGAAAGUAGUUCAGUGCAAGAGCAUGUAGAUGGUGCUAUUGAACCUGGGAUAAAGAAAAUACCAAGAGAUGGUUCUUACAGGUCAUUUUCCUUUCCAGAAUAUGAAGAAACUGACAGGCCAGAGAGUGUAAACACUGUUGAAAUUAUGAAAUCUGAAACUGAAAAGACUCCAAGUACAUUGCUUAUAAGACAAGAAACUGUUGUACCUGACAUUGUAAUUAGUACUGAGGAGUCACCAGAUUAUGAUGUAGAAGAUAUAACUGAUUAUGGUGCUGAUUUUAGCAUGACUGAAAAUAUUGGUGAUGAUAAUGCUGAUGUACUUGAACCUGAUGAUGCUGAACUUCAAAAUGAACUGGUUGAUGAGAUUAUUGAAGAUCUGAAUGCUGAAAGUUUAGACACGGUUAACUUUAGUGUGACUGAAGAUGUGGCAGAUAAUGGUGACAUUCUUGAACCGGACAAUGUUGAAACCAAAGAUGAACUGGAUAAUGAAAUAGGUAAAGAUGUAAAUGCUAAAAAUGUAGACAUAGUUUACCCAAGCCUGACUGAGAAAGUUGUUGAUAGUGAUGACAUCCUUCAAUCAGACAAUGUUGAAAUUAAAGAUGAAAUGGUAAAUGAGAUAUUGAAAGAUUUAAAUGCUGAAAAAGGAGAUAUAGUUGACUUAAGUAUAACUAAGAAUGAGGAAGAUAAUGAUGACUUACUUGAAUCUGAUGAUGUUGAAAAUAAGGAUGAAAUAGUUGAUGAAGAUUUAAAUGCUGAAAAUGUAGACACAACAGAAUUUAGUUUGACUGGAAAUAUUGGUGAAGGUAAUGAAGACACACUGGAAACUGAAAAUAAUGAUAAUAAAGAUAGAAAAGUUGAUGAAAUGGUUAAAGAAUUCAUUGCUGAGAAUGUAGAAACAGCUCCGUUUAGGUUGACUGAAAAUGGUGAAGAGUAUGAUGACAAACUUGAUCCUGAUGAUUUUGAAAUUAAGGAUGAAAUAGUUGAUAAAGAUGUAAUUGAAGAUUUGAAUUCUGAAACUGUAGACAUUGUUGAAGUCAAUCAAAUUGAAGAAACUGAUUCUAAAGAAAAAGAUGAAUUGGAGGACCGAGGGAUGGCUGAGAAUGUCUAUGAUGGAAAUGACAUAAUACAAUCAGGCAAUGCUCAAAUUAAAGAUGAAAUAGGAAAUGAAAUCAUGCAAGAUUUGACUGCUAAAAAUGUAGACACAACUCCCUUUAGUAUGACUGAACAUAUCAAAGAUAAUGAUGACACACUUGAACCUGAUGAUGUUGAAAUUAAAGAUGAAAUUGUUGAUAAAGAUGUAAAUGAAGAUUUUAAUGCUGAAACUGUAGACAUUGUUGAAGUCAAUAAAGACGAAGAAAAUGAUUCUAAAGAAAAAGAUGAAUUGGAGGACAGAGGGAUGACAGAGAAUGUGUAUGAUGGUAAUGACCUAAUACAAUUGGGCAAUGUUGAAAUUAAAGAUGAAAUGGUAAAUGAAAUCAUACAAGAUUUGACUGAAGAAGAAAAUGUAGACACAGCUGACUUCAGUAUUACUGAAAAUGCAGAAGAUAAUGAUGGCUUUCUUAAAUUGGAUGAUGGUGAAAUUUACAAUGAAAUAGUUGAUGAAGAUUUUAACACUGAAAAUGUAGACACAGCUGACUUAAAUUUGACUGGAAAUAUUGGUGAAGGUAAUGAUGACAAACUGGAAACUGGAAAUGUUGAUAAUAAAGAUGAAACAGUUAAUGAAAUGGUUAAAGAAUUAAAAGCUGAGAAUGUAGACACAGCUCCCUUUAGGUUGCCUGAAAAUGCCGAAGAUUAUGAUGACAAAGUUGAACCUGAUGAUGUCGAUAUUAAAGAUGAAAUAGUUGAUAAAAGUUUGAUUGAAGAUUUGAAUGCUGAAACUGUAGACAGGGUUAAAGUCAAUCAAAUCGAAGAAACCGAAUCUAAAGAAAAAGAUGAAUUGGAGGAGAUGAAAUUACUAGAUGUCAAGGAAGAUUCAGAACAUGUAGAAUCAGUUGACGAGGAUCAGAAUAAAGUUAUUGCUGAAGAACGUAUUACAGCUCUGUCAGAUAAUACAGAACUGAGUAAUACAAACAUUGAGAGUGAAAUUGGCAUGUUUGAACAUGAACCUGAGGUCUACAAUCCACAAACAAGUGAUGAAGAAAACACCAGUAUUUCAAUAGAUAAUCCUGAUUCUUCAGAAAUUACAAGUGAAACUUACACAAGUGAGAAAGAAAGUGACCUGAUAACUGAAACAGAAUCAGAACUUAUUAUUUCUGAGUUAAGCAAUAAUACAGAAACUGACAGUAAACAAAGACAACCAAAUCUAGAUUUAAGUAAAAAUCUUGAAACUACAAAUGAAACUUCAGAAGUUGUAACAGAACAGAAUAAAUACAAACCUUUGAUAAAAGACAAUUCUGAAGAUGGUGUAUCUGACACUGGUGCUAGACCGAAGACUAAAAGUCAGGAAUACUUUACAAGGAAGGAAAUAUUCUACACGUCGGCUGGGCGAAUGAGUAUCUCGAUUGACAGUGUGAUGGAUCCACCGACAGAUAGCAACGAGGCAUAUGCUGGUGGAGGACAUGACAUCAUACAUGAGGAGGGGAAACAGCCCGUUGAUGACGAUGAAGACUUUAUAAUCGACCAGCACGCUGUGGUGGAGAAAAGUCAGGAACAAACGAAAGAACAGACAAAAGAACAGACAGAGAAACCAGUAGCUGAUAGCAAUAAACAUGUUGAGUCUAAGGUGAAGGUCAAGGGUAUGGACGACACACAGGAGUGGCAUGAAGACCCUAUUCCUGGGAUGGGGGCAGAGCAAGUGGUUUCAGAGAGUGAAUCUGAAUCCGAUUCCGACAGCGAAUAUGGCCGACCAGUUAGACCAGACAGUUUGCUAAAUGGAGCCCGGCGAAAGAAGAAAAUAGCUGCGACCAACUUAUUGAGCCCGGAUUCAACGGAUGCCAUGCUUGAAGGUGUUGAUGACCUUCCUACCCCAGAUGACCUUGACACGCCUGAUGACCUUGAAGGCGAGGGUCUGGAGUGGGAAGAUGAAACACCAUUGACCCCAUCGGAGCAGAAGAAGUUUGUAGAAUACAUGAGUCGAGAUGAUGAACAAGAGAAAUAUGAGAACACUCAGUUCCGGAAAGUGGAGAUAGCGGGGAAGGAUUACAGGGUGGAUAUGAAGGUCAUCGAGCCGUAUAAGAAGGUCCUGUCUCACGGAGGUUACUAUGGCGAUGGACUCAAUGCCAUUAUCUUGUUCUGUGGUUGCUACCUGCCGGACAGAAGUAGAGGCGACUAUAACUAUGUGAUGGACAAUCUUUUCUUGUAUGUGAUAAGCACACUAGAGCUACUAGUGGCGGACGACUACAUGAUCGUGUAUUUCCAUGGGGCCACACCUAGAAGGCAGAUGCCGAGUUUUGGUUGGCUGAAACGCUGUUACCAAAUGAUUGACAGAAGAUUACGGAAAAACCUGAAGGGUAUGCUGAUGGUCCAUCCAACCCUGUGGUUGAAGACUGUUGUGUUAAUGACCAAGCCGUUUAUCAGUUCCAAAUUCAGCUCUAAAUUACGGAUUGUGAAGACGCUUCAUGAGUUGGGAAAAAUCGUCCCCAUGGAAUAUAUAUAUGUGCCAGAUCCUGUCCAACAGUAUGACUCCAAACUCCAACAGCAGAGGUCAUCGUCCUCUUCAAGCAGUACCACCCCCCUGUCUCCCCCUCCCUCCUGACAAUUACCCCUGUGUAGGGGCUGUAAACCAAUGUGACUGUGAUACAUGUACAUAGAAUGCACGGAGCGGAUGUUACAAACCGACCCCCUUUACCUGGAAAAAUGGGAGAAAGAACAGGAGAAGAGGGGACAAACUCCCGAGAAAAAACGAUUCUCAUUCUUUAAACGCAAAAAGUGAUGAAGAAAACCGAUUUAUGUUCUUUCAACACAAAAAGUGAUGAAAUAAACCGAUUUAUAUUCUUUAAAUGCAAAAAGUGAUGAAGAAAACCGAUUAAUAUUCUUUAAAUGCAAAAAGUGAUGAAGAAAACCGAUUUGUAUUCUUUGAAUGAAAAAUGUGAUGAAGAUAAUCGAUAUUCUUUCUACGCAAACGCUAAUGAAAAAUUAUUAACAACAUUUGUACAAAAAUGUAUGUGCCAUCAAACAAUCUAGAAUUCUAAUGUUAAAAGCGAUAUACCUUUGACGCGAGUUAAUUGUUUUGAACACAGUUAAAGAAGUUACUUUACAUUAAUCAAAUGAGUCACUUGAUGUUAGCUUGUUACAGAGGUUUAAAGAAAAAAAAAUUGUUCGAAUGAACUUUUUAACAGAGAGGAUAAAAGCUCUACAAUAUUUAUACGCAAAGUGAUCAAUUAAACGCAAAACAACUACACACAAAAAUUUAUUUGCUGGAUUGUAACAGAGGAAAAAGUGACUUGAAAUGUAAGCAAGGAUAAGACACUGCUUCCAUUGGAAUGUACAGAAUGGGUCAAAGGCCUCACUCACGAUCUUGAAAUGCAAAAAAAAUGUCAUCUAUCACGUGUUAACAUGUUUGUUUUGAAAUAUCUAGUUCUUUAGGCACAUGACAUUGCCUCGCAACAUUUCAUGUUAUAUGCAAUGUGUUUCACUGUCUUCAUGCUUGUGUACAGCAGAAACAGUUUCAUACACACAACUAGCUGUCAUGGCUUGUUCAUCAGCGUUGAAAAUUAGCACAAGUCUGUGAGCCCAAGCAUCCCACAAUCAAUUCUGCUUGAAAGCUAAGGAUAAGGAAUAGUUUUUCAGCCAAUUAUAUAAGACUGGUUAAUUCCUUGGUUAAGUUAAAGUUAGCCAAAAUGUUUAUUGAUUGGUCAAUAUUUAUUCAACAACUACUUUCAACCAAUCAAAUCAUUCAAAUAUGCAAACUAACUGAAAGAUAAACUGUGGUCAACUUAUCCAUGUUUUAUACAGAUGGUUGCUGGUUACCAACCAGGAAUGGUGAAUGGUUUUUUUAUCACAUGUAUAUAGCUGAUUUUCAGACUGUAUUAUUAUCUAUUUGUCCAUAUAAAUAGCCCUCCAGCUUGAAACUUGUUUAUCAAUGGGAUAUAAGAUAAAUCGAACCAUUACAUUUUCUUCAUAUUAUUGUGAUCUUGUUACUGUGAAAAGUAUUAUAUGCUUGGUAUAUAUUUCCACCCUUUUCAUUGGUUGAGGAGCAGUCACCGGACAUACUAUAGAAAGUGAUAUAUACACUGUCUAAAAAGGGAUAAUUCUGUAAACAAACAUGUGUGCAUAUCAAGAAGUAACACGAUAUGACAUUCGACAAGAAGUACGGAAUAUGCGACCGGAAGUAGAAUUAACAUCACUGAUAUCAUUUUCUAAUCAUAUAUGCCCUAUGUAGUGGUUUUGGGCAUCAAAAAGUUGAUUUACAUGAUGCAUAAGAAGUGUAUAGGCAGAUUAUUGCUAAAAGCAUGUAAUAAAACACCGACUUUCUCUCUGUGAAUAUCACUUUCUAUGGUUCAAGAAAUCGGAUAUAUCCCUCACCAUCAGUCAUUAACUGUAUAUUAUACAUGAUGUAUAUAGAAACAUGUUUUAACCAUGUAUAAAGUUAGUGACCAUACCAGUAAUUGUGUUUAUAAUGCAGUGAUAACAGUUAUACAUAUUACAGCCUCAAACUUACAAUGUUCUGACACUUUAACUCCUGAGUCAUAGAGUUUCCUUUUUCAAUGCAGAGGUGUAGUUAUAGAACUUCAAUGUGCUAAUGGCACGGGUUCUUUCAGAUAUUUUGGGAAAAUGAAAAUCAACUUUUGUGUUUGUGAUUGGGAAAAUUAUAGACUGGAUUGCUCGUGGAAUGGAUAGGGCUGGUAUUUUUGUGCCAGAAAACCUCUUGGACAUUCUGAUGCCAGGGUAAUUGCAGAUAGAACAUUAUAAGAAUGAUGUGACAAUUUGUAUAGAAUGUUAUAAGAAUGAUGUGACAAUUUGUAUAGAACAUUAUAAGAAUGAUGUGACAAUUUGUAUAGAACAUUAUAAGAAUGAUGUGACAAUUCGUAUGACACAUUCGCCUUGUAUAACAAACCAUUUUUCGUGACAGUUAAUACUAUAAUGCCAGUCAUUAAUGUAUAAACACAUGUUGCAACAUUGUAACCAGACAAUUUGUUUAUUGUUAUGUAAUCAUUACUUUGAACUAUCUUAUAAGCAUAAUGUACGACCAAAAUCUCAUGAGAAUAAGAACAUUGUUAAGGUUAACAAGGUUGUUAACUUCAUCAUUGUUAACUUUCAAAUUGUUACUGCUCUGGAAGUUUAAUGGAUACACAUGUGAUCUGCUGUAUAUCAGACAAUAUUUCAGACAACUGUUUCAGCUGUAGUUGUUUAUAAUUAAAUAUGUGAGCGAUCAUCAUAUAUUUUACGUUUAAAAGUUAACAAUGAUGUCUUUUAUCAUGUAGUUAACUUUAAGAAUGUUCUGAGCUGAUUGCCCAAUAAAAUUGAAUUGAAAGGGUUACUUGUAAAUUUAAACUAGCCAUGUCUAACAUGACAAGUCUAACAAUUUCUUUCGGAAAUAAAUUUCUACUAUAUAUACUAGUAGUUGUCAAAAUUAGCCCUGUCUUGGUAAAAUGCAACUCAGGCUGGUUCAAAUUCUUGACUUAUGACUGGGCAUGCUGGCAAUUGGUUAGUCGAAGCACUGCGUAAGAAUUUGGGCUCAUUCAAUUUUAAAGUCUAAUUUCUAUCACUGUUCUUGGAUUUAACAAUUCGAAAAAGUGGUCAUACACAAUUAUGAUUGUUUAUAAGAUGGUUCGAUUAUGUAAGGUACAUUAUUCUUGUUAAUAUAAAUGUAUUAAUAUACAAUGUUAUGUCGUGUACCCCGUUAUAAAUUACAAUUUUAAUCUUGUACAAACUUGAACCAAGGUCUUGGUGCUUUUCAGUAUGUGCAAUAAAAUCAUUUUAAGGCAUCAUUCAUGUAUUACAUUGCUAUGUUUUGUUUUUGACGGAGCUAUUUAAAAUCUUAUAAGAAUUGUUUGUUUAUAUCAUUUGUUUAAAAUGAGUUUUUUUCAAACAACUAUGUUUUAAAUACGCUAUAAUCAGAAAUUUAAAAUGAAGAGGGACGGGAAUAAAUUUUUCCCCAUGGUAUUAGCAAUGGAUAAGUGUUUAAUUGUUACUAUUUUACUAUCAAUAAAUAACUUGAUAUCUACGGACCAUAUACACAAUAACACCUGACAAAAAAGGUAUAUUUUCAAAUUCUAUUACUUUUUAUUUUAAAUUUGAACACAUUAUAUAUCGUUAUCUUAUAUUAUGACAUUUUUUUUUCUUUCGUUAUCUUAUAUUAUGACAUUUUUUUUCUUUUACUUUAUUCCUUUAAAUUUAUUUUAUGUUAAUAUUUCAACAUAUUAGUGUAUAAAAAAUGUCGACGGUAUAUGUUCGAAAUCGUUGUACAUCAGUAUAUCCUUUGAUAUGAAUUUUCCUUAUCAUACAUUUUUAUUGACAUGUAGAUGUUGUUUUUGUUUAACAUAAUCUUGGUUUGAACUGUAAUCAUGAAAAUAAUAAAAAACCUUCUUUCAUAGGCUUAAAGGGUAUAUCAUUGGAAUUCACUGUCAAAUCACUUUGUUAAGUUCGAGUGGAAAAGAUUGUUGCAAUGUAAAAGUUGCUGUAUAUUGCGAGACAUGACUGUAUGAUAUCCAUGUACCGGUACUGACAGCAUUGUCAAUGAGACUCUGUCAAGGAUCAUGAUAUACAGGGAUGUGAUUGUCCUAGCAGGGCUGAAAAGAUUUCGGUGAUGGGUUUUGUAGGCUCUUAUUGCGAUCAAUACUUAUAUUUACAUUUUAAAUAAUUGUAUAUUACAAUUAAAAAUAAGCAGUAUCGUCUGCAAUUGAGUAUUUGUUUUUAAAAGACAUCAUACGUUUUUGUAUAAAAAUAUAGCCGAUAUUUGUAACCUCAUAAAUCAUUGGUUAAAAGACAUUCAAUUAAUCCAAUCGGAGCGCAGUAUUGAAAUUAAUAAUGAUGUCAUAACUCCUUGCGGGUUAUACAAUAAGAGAGUCAAUUUUAUCUUCACAAAGGACUAGGUGAGUGUAAUUGUUGCAUUCUUUGAAAGAACCCAUUUAAAGCAGAUAAAGAGUCACUGAGCAAAGCUAUUUAUGUACUUGUUUUUAUUUGUUAUUGUGUAACUUGGGAAGCUACUAGGAGUUAUGCGGAGUCAUUAUAAUCAUCAAUAAUUAAAUUGAUAUAUCCAUGUGUGGUUGGUUUUUAUUAUCUUUAUGUAUAUCUUUCAUUUAAGGAUCGUUUAAAUUCACUAUUGCAUCGACAACAUUUGUACCGAUAUAAUUAUUAAUUAUUCGUACUGUUAAAGUAUAUUGUUCAUAUUUUUCCCUAUCCAGUGGACAUUGUUAAUACUUUACCUGUCCAAUGCAUAUUGUUCAUAUUUUCCUUGUCAUUAGUUUAACUUAUUCCUGAAAUAAAUGAAAUGCCAUGAAAAUGUGUUAUUUCAAUAACUGGG
Messenger RNA from Mya arenaria, 16147 nucleotides. RefSeq lists its product as uncharacterized. Gene Ontology annotation, cellular component: cytoplasm. The coding region runs from base 122 to 11437 and encodes 3771 amino acids. The transcript is spliced from 21 exons. Lineage: Eukaryota; Metazoa; Mollusca; Bivalvia; Myida; Myidae. Gene Ontology annotation, molecular function: exopolyphosphatase activity. The record is from RefSeq and is a predicted model, not a curated record.